Messenger RNA from Balaenoptera acutorostrata (minke whale), 1499 nucleotides. It is a transcript of the gene CACNG8, whose product is annotated as calcium voltage-gated channel auxiliary subunit gamma 8. Gene Ontology annotation, biological process: transmission of nerve impulse; calcium ion transport; positive regulation of synaptic transmission, glutamatergic. The coding region runs from base 3 to 1499 and encodes 498 amino acids. The transcript is spliced from 5 exons. Gene Ontology annotation, molecular function: voltage-gated calcium channel activity; channel regulator activity. Gene Ontology annotation, cellular component: postsynaptic density membrane; AMPA glutamate receptor complex. The record is from RefSeq and is a predicted model, not a curated record. NCBI's taxonomy places the organism in Eukaryota, Metazoa, Chordata, Mammalia, Artiodactyla, Balaenopteridae.
UGAUGGGGGCGGAAGAGGCCAAGGUCACCCUGGUACUGGGACCCAGAAUCAGCUGGCGACCAUGGCUGCCUUCUGACCCCGUACCCGGCCGCAGCCUCUUCUUCGCCGCCCCCUCCCCAGCCCCUGGCCCCGGGCCCCCCACUUCUGCCUGCGCUGUGACCCCCCCAGCCGCCGGCACGGCCCCGCCCCCGCUGCCCCGGUGGUGGCCCACGGCCCCCCGGCUGCCCGUGGUCAAACUGGAGUCGCUGAAGCGCUGGAACGAAGAGAGGGGCCUCUGGUGCGAGAAGGGGGUGCAGGUGUUGCUGACCACGGUGGGCGCCUUCGCAGCCUUCGGCCUCAUGACCAUCGCCAUCAGCACGGACUACUGGCUCUACACGCGCGCCUUCAUCUGCAACACCACCAACCUCACGGCCGGCGACGACGGGCCCCACCACCGCGGGGGCAGCGGCUCCUCGGAGAAGAAGGACCCCGGCGGACUCACCCACUCGGGCCUCUGGAGGAUCUGCUGCCUGGAAGGGUUGAAAAGAGGCGUCUGCGUGAAGAUCAACCAUUUCCCGGAGGACACGGACUACGACCAUGACAGCGCAGAGUAUCUGCUCCGAGUCGUCCGGGCCUCCAGUAUCUUCCCCAUCCUCAGCGCCAUCCUGCUGCUGCUCGGGGGCGUGUGCGUGGCGGCCUCCCGGGUCUACAAGUCCAAGAGGAACAUCAUUCUGGGAGCAGGGAUCCUGUUCGUGGCAGCAGGCCUGAGCAACAUCAUCGGCGUGAUCGUGUACAUCUCGGCCAACGCGGGCGAGCCGGGCCCGAAGCGGGACGAGGAGAAGAAGAACCAUUACUCGUACGGCUGGUCCUUCUACUUCGGCGGGCUGUCGUUCAUCCUGGCCGAGGUGAUCGGCGUGCUGGCCGUCAACAUCUACAUCGAGCGCAGCCGCGAGGCGCACUGCCAGUCUCGCUCGGACCUGCUCAAGGCCGGCGGGGGCGCGGGCGGCAGUGGCGGGAGCGGCCCCUCGGCCAUCCUCCGUCUGCCCAGUUACCGCUUCCGCUACCGCCGCCGCUCCCGCUCUAGCUCCCGCUCCAGCGAGCCGUCGCCGUCGCGGGACGCGUCUCCCGGCGGCGCCGGGGGCCCGGGCUUCGCCUCCACGGACAUCUCCAUGUACACGCUCAGCCGCGACCCGUCCAAGGGCAGCGUGGCCGCGGGGCUGGCUAGCGCCGGUGCCGGCGGCGGGGCGUACGGCGGCGCGGCGGGGGGCGCGGGGGGCGGUGGCGGCGGCGGCGGCGGGGCGGGCGCCGAGCGGGACCGCGGGGGGGCGUCCGGCUUCCUCACGCUGCACAACGCCUUCCCCAAGGAGGCGGGCGGCGGCGUCACGGUCACGGUCACCGGGCCGCCCGCCGCGCCUGCGCCCGCCGCGCCCGCGCCCGCCGCGCCAGCCCCCGGGACCCUGGCCAAGGAGGCCGCCGCCUCCAACGGCAACACGCUCAACAGGAAAACCACGCCCGUGUAG